Molecule: messenger RNA, 1363 nt
Organism: Solea senegalensis (Senegalese sole)
Lineage: Eukaryota; Metazoa; Chordata; Actinopteri; Pleuronectiformes; Soleidae
Gene: cldn15a
Product: claudin 15a
Exons: 5
Coding region: 175-843 (222 amino acids)
Biological process (GO): bicellular tight junction assembly; cell adhesion
Cellular component (GO): plasma membrane; bicellular tight junction
Molecular function (GO): structural molecule activity
Source: RefSeq, a predicted model, not a curated record
UCACAGACGUCUCACACACACUCCCACACUUUCUCUCUCUCUGUCUCUGUCUCACACACACACUCAGACACUUCUUUGACUUUCACCUUCAUCAUCACGUUGUUGUUGAAUUCUGCAACUUGAGGAAAAAAAUCUGGAUACACUUUUGCUCCACUGCUGGACCAAGGAGAGUGAAUGGAUCCGAUCGUGGAAGUGGUGGCUUUGGUUUUGGGCUUCGUCGGGUGGGUGAUGGUGGGGGUGACACUGCCGAACCGUUACUGGAGAACCUCCACCGUGGACGGGAACGUCAUCACGACCUCCACCAUCUACGAGAACCUGUGGAUGUCAUGUGCAACAGAUUCCACUGGGGUUCAUAACUGCAGGGAGUUCCCUUCACUGCUUGCUUUAAGUGGUUACAUCCAGGCGUCUCGUGCCUUGAUGAUCACAGCAAUAGUGUUGGGCACCUUUGGACUGGUGGCAGCCCUGAUAGGAGUGCAGUGUUCUAAGGCAGGAGGAGAAAACAAUGUUCUCAAAGGGAGGAUCGCUGGCACUGCUGGAGUCUUAUUCAUACUUCAAGGGUUGUGCACAAUGGUGUCAGUGUCCUGGUACGCCUUCAAUAUCACUCAGGAGUUCUUUGACCCAUUCUAUCCUGGGACAAGGUAUGAACUAGGAGAAGCUCUUUACAUCGGCUGGUGCUCUGCUGUGCUCGCCAUCGCAGGAGGAGCCUGCCUCACCUGCUCCUGCAAAGUGGGAACACAGGAGAAAUACCCUUUGCCUUAUCAAACCAGAGGAACUGUAUAUUCUGGAGCUGCUCCGACCAGAAGCGUGGCUGCCAGCACGUACGGCAGAAAUGCGUACGUUUGAGCAAACGAUUAAAAGCAGAGCUGUGUCCCUCAGGUCCAUGAACACGUCUCCGUGUGCCACGUCUAAAAGCGUUCGUUUUGCGUCCAUGACUGUGUGGAGACGCUGAACGCAACACAGCACCACUGAACUGUAUAUAACCACAUUAUUAAGUGUGAAUUCUGUGAGAACGUUCGCAUCAAAAUGAGACCGCGUUGUUGUAAAAGUUGUACAAAGUCGAGCCACAUAUCCCUGUUUGAAUGCACAACCACACUCGAUGCUUCCGGUGAUUUUAUUUAUGCUCCUGUGAUGAUGUUUGGCGUGAACAUGUUUCCAUAUUGUCACUUGUUUGUUGAAUCACUUUAUUGAUCUGCAUAGACACUUCUAGACAUUCGUAAGGGCAAGGCAAAACGUGUGAUAAUUCAAAUAUUUACAUUUGUAGUUUUAUACUGUUUUAUAUAGUGAGCACCUGUGUUAGAUGGUAGAUGUAAGUUGUUUUGAUUGUGUUUUCUUAUUUUUUUAUUCACGAUUGUGCACAAUAAAA